UGUCCCGUCGUCCUUUGCGGGUAAACAGACAUGGCUGGCGAGGGAGAUCCGCAGGACGCUGCGCACAACAUGGGCAACCACCUGCCGCUCUUGCCUGCAGAGAAUGAGGAAGAAGAUGAAAUUGAAAUGGAAGUUGAGGACCAGGAUAGCAAAGAAGCCAAAAAACCAAAUGUCAUAAAUUUUGACACCAGUCUGCCAACAUCACAUACAUAUCUGGGCUCUGACAUGGAAGAAUUUCAUGGCAGGACUUUGCAUGAUGAUGACAGCUGUCAGGUUAUUCCAGUUCUGCCACAGGUGAUGAUGAUCCUGAUUCCUGGGCAGACAUUACCUCUUCAGCUUUUUAGCCCUCAAGAAGUCAGUAUGGUUCGGAAUUUAAUUCAGAAAGAUAGAACCUUUGCUGUUCUUGCAUACAGUAACAUACAGGAAAGGGAAGCACAGUUUGGAACAACAGCAGAGAUAUACGCCUACCGAGAAGAACAGGAUUUUGGAAUUGAGAUAGUGAAAGUGAAAGCAGUUGGAAGGCAAAGGUUCAAAGUCCUUGAGCUCAGAACACAAUCAGAUGGAAUCCAGCAAGCUAAAGUGCAAAUUCUUCCCGAAUGUGUAUUGCCUUCAACCAUGUCUGCAGUUCAGUUAGAAUCCCUCAAUAAAUGCCAGAUAUUUCCUUCAAAACCUGUAUCAUGGGAAGACCAGUGUUCCUAUAAAUGGUGGCAGAAAUACCAGAAGAGAAAGUUCCAUUGUGCAAAUCUGACUUCAUGGCCUCGCUGGCUAUAUUCCUUAUAUGAUGCUGAAACCUUAAUGGAUAGAAUCAAGAAACAGCUCCGUGAAUGGGAUGAAAAUCUAAAAGAUGAUUCUCUUCCUUCAAAUCCAAUAGAUUUUUCUUACAGAGUAGCUGCUUGUCUUCCUAUUGAUGAUGUAUUAAGAAUUCAGCUCCUUAAAAUUGGUAGUGCUAUCCAACGACUUCGCUGUGAAUUAGACAUUAUGAAUAAAUGUACUUCCCUUUGCUGUAAACAGUGUCAAGAAACAGAAAUAACAACCAAAAAUGAAAUAUUCAGUUUAUCCUUAUGUGGGCCAAUGGCAGCGUAUGUCAAUCCUCACGGAUAUGUGCAUGAGACGCUCACCGUGUAUAAGGCUUGCAACCUGAAUCUGAUAGGCCGGCCUUCGACAGAGCACAGCUGGUUUCCUGGGUAUGCCUGGACUAUAGCCCAAUGUAGGAUCUGUGCAAGCCACAUUGGGUGGAAAUUUACAGCCACCAAAAAAGACAUGUCGCCUCAAAAAUUUUGGGGUUUAACUCGAUCUGCUCUGUUGCCCACAAUCCCAGACACUGAAGAUGAAAUAAGUCCAGACAAAGUGAUACUUUGCUUGUAAACAAAUAUGGUAGGGAUCGAGUUAUCUAACAAUUUGGUAUUCUAAAAUCAUAGCCUCUGAUAUUUACCUAAGUAAAUACAACAUGGAGGGUUGAAGUUUCUUAGUCAAACUGUAUAUGAAGAUUUAAGUUAAAGUAUACUUUGGAGAGGAUGAAAAGCAGUAUCGAGUACAAGUUUGGUUUCAGGAAUAUGUACUUUAGUAGCAUGGUGCCACUAUCCUGUGGAAUCUGUUAUGUCUGGUACCAUGUCAUUUGAGAUUGCACAAAGCAUUUUAAAUUCCUACAAUGUGAAAACGUUUGAUCAUGAUGUAUGGGACAUCAUACCUGCUCCAGAUGAUAAAGGCUAGGGUGCCAAGCACAUGUUCCUUUUUGUAAGAGGCCAGGCAUUGUGUGUUAAAGGCCGUUUGUUCAUUUCAAUUUUCUUUAGCUUCUCUGAGAUACUGAUUUGUAAAUCUCGAAAACAUUAAAACAUGCAGUUUGAGUCCAGAAA
This is a messenger RNA of Microcebus murinus (gray mouse lemur), 1853 nucleotides long. RefSeq names its product cereblon (gene CRBN). Gene Ontology annotation, cellular component: Cul4A-RING E3 ubiquitin ligase complex. NCBI's taxonomy places the organism in Eukaryota, Metazoa, Chordata, Mammalia, Primates, Cheirogaleidae. Gene Ontology annotation, biological process: protein ubiquitination. The record is from RefSeq and is a predicted model, not a curated record.